AUGUCUGCUGAAGAAUCUAAUAACAUUGAUUUCCUCUUAUAGAAAGGAUUGGAAUUCUAAGAAAGUGGAAACUUUGAUGAAGCAGUUGAGUAUUUCAAUAGAGUUCUUAAUAUUAAUCUUAAUCAUGAAGAUGCCAACUACAAUCUUGGAUUUACUUAUGAAAAAUAAGAUAAACUUGAUCAAGCAUUAGAAUGCUAUAAAAAAGUAAUUUCAAUAAAUCCAAGUUAUAUUAAGGCUUAUGUCAGUAUAGCUAGGGUUUAUUUUAAUUAAGACAAUUUAGAUGAAUCUAUCAAAUUCCUUGAAAAAGCUAUAGAGAUAGAUCCUAAUUAUGCUGAAGCGUAUGAAAGAUUAGGAUGGGUAUAUGAAAACUAAAACUUAAUAGAUCAGGCAAUUGAUAGCUAUAAAAAAGCGAUUGAAAUAGAUCCUAAUCAUUUAGAUAGUCACUAUAGUUUAGGAGUUGUAUAUGAAUCUUAAGGAAAAAUAGAUGAAGGUAUUGAGCACUACAAAAAAAUGCUUGAGAUAGACCCAAAUAACAUAAAAGCUCUAAUUAACUUAAGUCGUAAUUAUUUUUGUGAUUUAAUGCAUGAGGAUGCAAUAAAGUGCCUUAAUAAAGUGAUAGAAAUAGAACCAAAGAAUAAGGUAGCUUACGAGAGACUCGGGUUUAUCUACGAGAACUAAAAUAAGAUCGAUGAAGCUAUAUAAAAUUACCAAAAAGUUAUUGAGUUAGAUCCAAAUUUUUAAAGUGUUUAUAUUAGUUUAGGAUUUAUGUAUUUUACUAAAAAUAUGGAUGAAGAAGCUAUAGAGUGUCUAAAAAAAGGAAUUUAAAUAAAUCCAAAAUUUGUUUAGGCUUAUGAAAGAUUAGGUUAUGUUUACUAAAUGAAAAAUAUGACAGAAGAAGCUUUUGAGUAUUAUAAAAAAGCAAUUGAGAUAGAUCCAAAGUACUUUGAGGCAUAAUUUAAUUUAGGUCUUUUGUAUUACAACUUAAAAAUGGUUAAUGAAGCUGAAGUAUGCUAUUUGAACGCUUUAUAAAUUGAUCCUUUAGACAUUUAUACUCAUUACAACUUAGGUCUUGUUUAUGAAACAAAAAAGAUGUUUGAUAAAGCACUAAGUUGCUAUUAAAAAGCUAUUGAAUUAAAUCCUAAAUAUCUCAAUGCUUAUAUAAGAUCUGGUAAUAUAUACUUAGAGACAAAGAAACAAGAUGAUGCAAUUCAAUGCUAUUAAAAAAUACUUGAGUUAGACCCAAAUUAUGUAGAUGCAAUCAAUAAUUUAGGUAUUGUUUAUGAAGAAAAAAAGAUGCUUGAUGAGUCUAUGGAGUGCUAUAAAAAAGCUUUAUAAAUAGAUCCAUUAUACGUUAAGGCUCACUAUAACUUAGGUAUUGUGUAUGAACUUAAAAAAAUGCAUGAUCAAGCUAUUGAAUCUUAUGAAAGAGCAAUCGAAAUUGAUCCGAAGUAUAUCAAUGCUUAUAACAAAUUGGGAAAUAUCUACUUAGAUAAAAAAAUACUCUAUAGUGCUCUAAAUUACUACAAAAAGGCAUUAGAAAUAGAUCCAAAUUAUGUUAAUGCUUACAAUAACAUCGGGUUAGUUUAUUAUGAUAAAAAGAUGUUUGAUGAAGCUCUUGAAAGUUAUAACAAAGCAAUUGAAAUCAACCCUAAAUAUAAUUAAGCUUACUAUAAUUCGGGACUUGUAUAUGAGUUAAAAAAUCAAAAGGAAACAGCAAUUGAAAAAUAUGAGAAAGCAAUCGAACUAAGUCCUAAGUACAUUAGUGCACUGAUUAGAUUGGCAGAUAUUUAUGCAGAUUCGCAAUAAUAUCAGAGAGGAAUAGAAUGCUUCAAAAGAAUACUUGAGAUUACUCCAGAUAGUGUCUAUGAUAACUACAGAUUAGGAUAUAUUUAUUAUUGUCUGAAAAACUUUGAUGAAGCUAUGUAUUACUACAAAAAAGCAUUAGAAAUAAAUCCAAAUUACAUAAAUGCCAUAAAUAAUGUUGGCUUAGUUUAUUACAACUAAAAAAAUUAUGAAGAAGCACUUAAAUGUUACGAAAAAGCUAUUGAAAUUGAUAAAAAUUACUUUUAAGCUCACUAUAACUCAGGGAUUUUAUAUGAAGCAAAAAAAAUGAUUGAUGAAGCACUUGAUUGCUACAAAAAAGUGAUGGAAAUAAAUCCAAAUUACUUCAGCGCCUUAAUAAGAUCUGGUAACAUAUAUUUAGAUAAAUAUAUGACUGACAAUGCACUUGAAUGCUUCAAAAAGAUAUUAGAAAUCGAUCCAAAUUACAUUGAUGCUAUUAAUAAUUUAGGUAUAGUCUAUGAAGACAAAUAAAUGUUUGAUGAAGCAAUAGAUUGCUAUAUAAAGGCAAUCUAAAUAAAUCCUAAUUAUGUCAAAGCUCAUUACAAUUUAGGUGUCCUUUAUGAAAAUAAAUUUAAGUUUGACGAUGCUCUUGCCUGCUUCCUAAAAGUGAUAGAAAUAGAUCCCAAAUAUAUGAGUGCAUAUAAUAGGGCUGGUAAUAUAUAUUUAGAUAGGUAAAUGAAUGAAAAAGCUCUUGAAUUCUACAAGAAAGCUUUAGAAAUAGAUCCUACAUAUGUAAAUGCUUACAAUAACAUAGGACUUAUAUUUUACAAUUAGAGGAAACUAGAUGAUGCCUUAGAAUAUUACGAUAAAGCACUAUAAAUCAACCCAAAUUAUUUUUAAGCUCAAUAUAAUUCCGGACUAGUUUACGAAUUAAAAUUUUAGAAUGAAUUAGCUAUUCUAUGUUACACAAGAGCUCUAGAAAUAAAUCCUAAUUAUACUAAUGCGCAAAUAAGAUUAGAAAAUAUAUUGCUCAAGGAUGGAAUAAAGUAAGAAGAAUUAGAAGUCUUAAAAAAAAAAGCAGAAGAAAAUACGAACAAUCCCGAAGACUAUUAUAAAUUGGGAUAUGUUUACUACACUAAUUUCAACAUGGAUGAAGCUAUUAGCUGCCUUAAUAAAGCAAUAGAAAUCAAUCCAAAUUAUUCAGAAGCUUAUGAUAAGUUAGGUCUCAUUUAUGAAGAAAAAAAAAUGGAUGAGAAAGCAAUAGAAUAUUACAAAAAAGCUAUAGAAAUCGACUCAAAAUGCUUCAAUGCUAUAAAUGGUUUAGGAAACAUUUAUUUAGAUUAAAAAUUGACUGCUGAAGCAAUAAAAUGCUACAUGGCUGCUCUUGAACUAGAUCCUAAAUCUGUAAAAACUCAUUACAAUUUAGGAAUUUCUUUUGAAGAUGAACGUAACUAUGACUAGGCAGUUUAUCACUACAAAAAGGCUGUAGAAUUAGACCCAAGAUAUAUUAAUGCCUAUAAUAAUUUAGGACUCAUUUAUGAAAUGAAAGGUAAGCUAGAUGAUGCUCUUACUUGUUAUCAAAAAGCGUUGGAAAUAAAUCCUAAUUAUGUGAAUGCACAUAAUAAUGUUGGGUUAGUUUAUUAUGCUUAAAAUAAAAUGGAAGAUGCUCUAAUUAACUAUAGAAAAGCUCUUGAACUUAAUCCAAAUUAUUAUUAGGCUCUCUAUAAUUCUGGACUUAUCUAUGAAACCUAUUACAAGUAGAUUGAUUAAGCUAUUGCGUUCUAUAAAAGAGUUAUUGAGCUCAGUCCAAAAUAUUUUAGCGCAUAUAUUAGGCUUGGAAAUAUUUAUUUAGAUUCAAAAAUGAUGGAUGAAGCUCUUGACUGUUAUUAAAGAAUACUUGAAAUAGAUCCUAAUUAUAUAGAUGCUAUUAACAAUCUAGGUAUUGUUUAUGAAGAAAAAGAAAUGCUCGAUGAGGCAUUGAAAUGCUAUAGAAGGGCAAUAGAAUUAAAUCCUAAAUAUACCAAAGCGUAUUAUAAUAUGGGUAUCAUCUAUGAAGAUUAAAAUAAAUUUGAUGAUGCUAUUAAUUGUUACAAAACUAUAAUUGAAUUAGACCCUAAGUAUAUUAAUGCAAUUAACAGAUUAGGUAAUAUUUACUUGGAUCUUUAAAAUGACGAUGAAGCUCUUGCCUGCUAUCAAAAGGCUCUUGAAAUAAACCCUAAUUAUCUCUAUGCUUUUUAUAAUUUAGGACUUGUUUACUCAGAAAAAAAGAAAAUAGGAAAAGCUAUAUAAUGUUAUCAAAAGGUCAUUUCAAUAGAUCCAAAAUAUAUUGAUGGUUACAUAAAUUUAGGAGUAAUUUUCGAUGAAAAAAAAUAGAUGAAUAAAGCUUUAACUCAAUAUAAAAAAGCUCUUAAAAUUGAUCCAAAUGACCCAGACUGUGAACAAUACAUAGCAUAAUCUAAAUCCUGGUUAUGA
Tetrahymena thermophila SB210 is the source of this 4254-nucleotide messenger RNA. RefSeq names its product tetratricopeptide repeat protein. Gene Ontology annotation, molecular function: protein binding. The transcript has a single exon. The record is from RefSeq and is a predicted model, not a curated record. Lineage: Eukaryota; Ciliophora; Oligohymenophorea; Hymenostomatida; Tetrahymenidae.